Molecule: messenger RNA, 588 nt
Organism: Cryptomeria japonica (Japanese cedar)
Lineage: Eukaryota; Viridiplantae; Streptophyta; Pinopsida; Cupressales; Cupressaceae
Exons: 3
Coding region: 1-588 (195 amino acids)
Molecular function (GO): RNA-DNA hybrid ribonuclease activity; nucleic acid binding
Source: RefSeq, a predicted model, not a curated record
AUGAGCAUAUCAACCCCAGAGUGGACUCUUCCUGAGAAGGGGUGGAUUAAGAUUAAUUUUGAUGGUGCAUCAAGGGGCAACCCAGGGGCCUCGGGUGUUGGGGUGAUUGCUCGCAAUGAUCGGGGAAACAUUCUGGCCAUUGGGGCCAAGAGAUUGGUGGAUGGAACGAGCAACGUUGCUGAAUCUCAUGCAGCGUUGGAAGCAAUCCUAAUGGCAGGGAAAUUGGGGGUCAAAAAACUUCAUUUGGAAGGUUGCUCUCAGGUUGUGGUGAAUGGAAGCGUGGUGUUUAGACAAGUGGGGACGUCGAUUGAGGAAGUGCAACAAAUUUCUUCCAUGGUGUUAAGACCCAAAUGGAUCCGCGAGAAGGUGACUCCCAUUCGGUUCGAGGCCCCUCUGGAUGAGGAUGGGAGGCCUUUGGUUCGGCAUCAACUUCCAAAGAAAUCGGUGAAGGUGGUGGAGCAUGGGUCGCUAUGUGGAAGUAGGCCAGGAACGGUGUUAGGUGGAGGGAGUGUGACACAGGAGGCUAGACCCAAUAGGGGUAUUCCCAAUUUCUCAAGAGAGGAGGCAUUGGGGCGGUUUCGUAUCUAG